GCGCCGACGGCGUCUGUUACCCAACAAAUACAACAAGAGAUUUGUGCGGCCCGCGGACCGAAAAACCGCGCAAACACUGUAAACACUCGGCUCAAGCGCUAAGUAGUGUGGGAUGAAAGCAAGUGCGUAAAGAUCGACGAAGGAGCUUCCGAGAACAGCAAAGGAUUUCGUCCCCACAAGCCUGCGCCAUGCCCGUCACGCCGUUGACCGAAGUCCCAGUGCGUGUGAAAGUGCAGCAAAGUUGCGCGUCAUGACCGUCAGUUGUGUAGUAGUGAGCGUCCAGCGACAGCAUGUCCCAUAGCGAUUAGUAGUCGCCACCAGUGAGACGGGCGCGUAGGAGAGACUGGAUAGGAAACCGGUGAUCUAAAAUGGCGCUGUGCGAUGUUCGCAGCGUGCUUUGAUACGGGUGGCGGGAGCUGAUCAGUUCCCUGGGGCCGCGCUCGGCGGAGCGACUGAUGUGCUGCCGCUGCUAUGGCUGAACCGAGGCGCGUCAAGCUCGAGACAGCCCACCAAGCACCAGCCAAGCAAAAACGUGCCGAGGUGUGCCCGACAAGGCGGUUUCAGCUCUCGCUACUGUCGAGUGGCCAAGAAGCGGACUCGUGCCCGGAGUACUCCUACAGUGACCUGUUGAAAUCCACACGGCCUCCCGAUGCGGACAAAGAUGACCCCUUCGGAGACAAUGAUGACGACAACGUGCGGGAGAUUGCGCGGAAGUUCGAGGAAAAAUAUGGAUCAAAACACGGGAAGAAGAGGCGCAAGGGUAGGAUUGCCUGGGAAGACUACGUUGACCGAGGAAUGGGCUAUGACGAGACGGACCCUUUUAUUGAUAACGGAGAAGCGUACGACGAGCUGGUGCCAUCGACGUUGACAACAAAGCACGGCGGCUUCUACAUCAACACAGGAGAGCUGGAGUUCCGGACACCCUCCGGCUCCGAUUCCGAAGACUUUCAGGGGGAGGCCCGGUCACGGCAGGUCAAGAGGGGUCCUCGCGAGGGAGGUGCCCGGCGGGGACCCAAGCCUCGCGGUCCACGGCCAAAGCACCUUCGCGAUUCGCUCGCCACCGCAAACAGCGGCAUUGCCGAGGCCAUUGAAUCCGUGGUUCGCGGUGGUGGUGCUGCCGUGGUCGUCGAAGAGGUAGUGAGUGGUGGUGGUAGCAGCAGCAGCAGUGGCGGUGCGAGUACCGGCGACGACCCCGUCGGACCAAUCUCGUCUGACGUCCAGUGUCCGCGCCUUCCCGACAACCUCCCUGUUGAACUGGAAAAUGAGGUGCGGCGUCUGAAACGUGCCGCAGCCUUGCGCUCGACCGAGGGCAAGUGCAAGUUCUUCCGGGGCCAUGUGAAUCAGCUGCUACUGAGUGUGGAACUGAGGGCGCGUGAGCUGGGGCCCGGGCAGCGGCAGCUGGUGUAUGCGCACCUGGCCAACUUUCUGCCCUGCACCAAGGAGACACUGCUGAAGCGAGCCAAGAAGCUACGCCUCGACCAAGAAGACGGGAGGCUGGGUGAGCCACUGCGGAGACUGAAGGAGGCCCUGGAUGCUGGGGAGGGCCUCGGUGACGGCCGCCUGCGCGAGGCUUUGUGUGAGGUUGUGCGAAUAAAACUGCGCUGCUACGAGCUGUCCAAGAUACGCACCCAGUCAGCGGAAGAGUACCUGCGCCGUUUUCUGGACGCGGAAGUGUGCCCACUGUGGCCUGCGAACAGUCCCGUGACUGCCAAGACCCUCUUCCGUGAGAGCCGGCAGGUCCACGGCCAUCUCACGUUAAAACCUCGCAAGCCAUCACUCCUUCCUGGCUCAGCUCUCCGCAAGAUGUCUAGCCACAUUGACACCGGCAGAGAAAGCCCCGGUAGACCGCCUACGCCACUGACCAUUUCCUCAUCACCAUCGGCAUCAGCUGCUCCCACAUCCCUUGCAUCAGCACUCACGCCUGCCUCUACACCAGUCUCUACCACGCCUGCCCCACCACCUCCAUCCUCCACACCCACACCUACACCACCAGUAGUGUCGUCUCCAGCACCCACAGCUACCUCUGUCCCCACUUCGGUCAUCCUGCAGUCACCGGGAAGGCCUCCAUCAGCAGAUGCACGGCCACCUCACAGCAGUCCCCCAAAGCCUUUCCUGGCUUCGCAGAUGCUUGACCGUAUAAUUACUGCCAGCCUGGGCAACUUCCCCAGCUCAGGAGGUGAAGCGAGCGUCCCGACGACCAGCUCUCGCCACCUGGACGGCAGCGGUUCCAAGCUUGAAGCAGGAAGUUGCCAGCCCAAGGUCCAGCACCCACACCUACCCCGUACAGUAACAUCAAGCACAUCCCUGCGGCUGACUCCUUCGUAUGGCUUCAUGGAGGCCUUCAAGCGCACCUUGGAGCAAGGGGAGCCACCGAGCAAUGCAGGGGGCCCCCCUUACUACAAGCCAGACAUCCUAGAAGGCAUGAAGGGCUUCCCUUACCCCGUGGGCUACUUGCCCAGGACGUCAGCGGCAACUCCACCUUCGGAGCGGCCACGCCCACACCUCAGUGUUGCCCAGCAGCCACAGCCACAGCACUGGCGCCAGCGGCCAUCCUACCCGUCCCCCUCGGCCAGCUACCCGCCACCACCGCGACCUUACCCUUUUCCGUCCCAAAGCCAACACGGGUCCAAGGGCGCCAGUCAGGGCCAAGGUCACGUAUCAUGAGAAGCUGCUGGAGCAAGCGGCAUGUACAUGGCAUCAAUUACAGAGAACAAGCUUCACAACGUCACGGGCAGCAUCUAGCACCUCAAGAGAAGCCUCCUGUGUCCAACCUCUGCUGGGAGGUUUUGCAAACUGUGAUGGAAUCUUCCAGCAUGCCUUUGCAGUUCCUUAGAAACUCUGUAAAUGUAUCGUGCAAGAAACAAUGCCUUCUGUGCACCAUAGUUACUGCUUCUGCGCGUGGGACACAUCUAGGUCCUCUAGGCCGGCCACAUACAGGCCUGUAGACUGUUGUGGAGUUUUACAAGAAUUUUUAAUGUUUUCUCGCAUUGUGGAAAGCAAAACCCCGUGUAGAGUUUCUUCGAAAACAGGUUCAAAGAUUUCACAGCAAAUCAUGCCUGCUUCAGUGCUUCAGAUAUUUAAACUACUGUGCAGAGCAACGAUGCAGGAAAGGGAGGAGGAGGGGCACACGUGUUGCGUGCCAUGUCUAGUGUCUUGUUAAGCACCUGAAAAGGUCCGCUUAGUGUUUUUGUAUUUGAUUGCAGCCACUUUUGUUUUUCAUUAUUGUGCAGAAGCUAAAAGGAGCAUGAUGAAUUGUAUAGAACUAUGUCAAACAUUUAUGCGCUUUCAUAGCACCUCAUCUGUUGUGGAAAUAAUGUUGCAAGAUUUGUUUUAUAAAGUAUACAGUGUAAAAUAAAAAUGACAGAAUGUGAA
Molecule: messenger RNA, 3372 nt
Organism: Dermacentor silvarum
Lineage: Eukaryota; Metazoa; Arthropoda; Arachnida; Ixodida; Ixodidae
Product: ubinuclein-1
Exons: 5
Coding region: 472-2664 (730 amino acids)
Cellular component (GO): nucleus
Source: RefSeq, a predicted model, not a curated record